AUGCCGAGUUCGUGCCAGGAGCUGCGCGAUGCGCUCGCGCAAUGCCUCCAAGAAUCCGACUGCGUCAUGGUCCAGCGCAACAAGGCGUCCGACUGCCUCCGCGAGCCCCUCGCCAGCACGCUCCCCACCACGUGCCAGCAGCUGAAAAAGGGCUACGGCGACUGCAAGCGCGGCCUGGUCGACAUGCGCAAGCGGUUCCGGGGAAACAUGCCCGUCGGCUACAAGAACGCGGAGGGGGCCGAGGCGGGCAAGGGAUACCAGCUGUAUGCUGGCGCGCCGGCAUUCGCGGGAGCUGUCAAGGAGACGAGCGGCAACGAGCCCAUUCCCCAGGACUGGAGGGAGAUUGAGAAUGAAAAGUACCGCCUGGAGCAGCAGCAGCAGCAGCAGCAGCAUCGGAAGUAG
Ustilaginoidea virens is the source of this 402-nucleotide messenger RNA. RefSeq lists its product as uncharacterized. The record is from RefSeq and is a predicted model, not a curated record. Lineage: Eukaryota; Fungi; Ascomycota; Sordariomycetes; Hypocreales; Clavicipitaceae. The coding region runs from base 1 to 402 and encodes 133 amino acids. Gene Ontology annotation, biological process: mitochondrial respiratory chain complex IV assembly. Gene Ontology annotation, cellular component: mitochondrion. The transcript has 2 exons.